AUGCAACAAUACAACAAAAACAAUAAUAAUAAUUUCAAUUUAAAUAUUUAUUUUCUUCCAUUUUUUAUUUGUUUUCUUCUUUUUAUCCUCAUUCCAUCUUCUACCCAACAAAAAUAUACUAACCCUUCCCAAUCAUUUAAUCUUCUCCCUCCAAUUAAUCAACAACCAAAAAUUCAAAAACAGCAUCAUCAAAGAAGACAUCCUUUAAUUUUUUCUUCUUCCUCCUCCUCUUCUUCUUCCUCUUUUUCCUCUUCUUUAGUACCUCAAUAUACCCGUUUCCCAUUAAAUAUAGUUGUUGGUUUACCUACAGAUGCUGAUGAUAAUCCUUUACGUAAUCCAUAUAAAUUAAGUAUUGCUAAAGCUCAACCAGUUUUUGACGUUGCAAUUGAGGAUAUUAUUACAAAAUUUAAGAUUCUUCCACCAAAUUCUUUACUUAUCGCCUAUGAAGAUACUCAAUUAAGUGAUGCUAUUGGCCCUCAAAAAAUAGUUAAUCAUUAUUGUAAUAAAAGUGUAGAUGCUGUAAUGGGUAUGGCUUAUGUUUUUGCUUUGGCCCCAGUUGCGAGAAUGUCACAAUUUUGGGGGAUUGGAGGAGUACCUGUUUUUACUACUACGUCAUUUCCAUUACUUAUACGUCUAAUGGGCACAUAUCGAACACUUGGACAAAUGGGAUAUCGUCUAUUCAUUGAAUUAGGCUUUCGACGUUUCCAUUUCUUUUUUAAUGAUCAAGCAGUUCAUGGUUCAAGUCAGGGCCGUUCAGAAUGUUAUUUUGCCCUAAAUGCUAUUAAAAAUUUAAUUGGGCAGUCAAAAUGUUGUAAUUGGACUGUUGAAAUGUUUUCACAACAAACAACAAAUAAAAAUAUUUUUAAAGAUUUAUUGAAGAAAUCUUCUCUUCUUUCUAAUAUUAUCAUUUUGUGUGCAAGUCCUGAUACUGUUCGUGAAAUUAUGUUGGCUGCUUAUGAACUUGGAAUGGCUACUUCUGGAGAAUAUGUGUUUAUAAACAUUGAUGUCUCUACUGGUUCACAUGCCGAAAAGCCCUGGCUUCGUCAAAACGAUUCAUCUGGUUCAGCCGAGGAAAAUGAAAAAGCAAAACAAGCAUAUAGAGCAUUAAAAACAAUUUCUUUAAGAAGAUCAGAUUUAGAAGAAUAUAAAAAUUUUGAAGCUAGAGUUAAAGAAAGGGCUGAAAAGAAAUAUAAUUAUUCAAAAAAUACUGGAAAAGAAUAUGAAAUGAAUAAUUUUAUAAGUGCCUUUUAUGAUGCUGUUUUACUUUAUGCUAUUGCCUUAAAUGAAACACUUUCUGAAGGUUUAGAUCCAAGAAAUGGAAGAAAUAUAACAAGUAAAAUGUGGAAUAGAACAUUUGUUGGUAUAACAGGGAAUGUAAGUAUUGACCAUAAUGGAGAUCGUUAUUCUGAUUAUUCACUUCUUGAUUUGGAUCCAGAACAAGGGAAAUUUGUGGAAGUUGCCUAUUAUUCUGGUGCUUCAAAUGAAUUAAAAGAAAUAACAGAUUUUCAUUGGGUUGGAGGAAAACCUCCAAAAGAUUUUCCUGUUUGUGGUUGGGAUCGUUCAAAAUGUCCUGAAGGUUAUCCAGCACAUGUUUAUGCAUUAAUGUGUUUGGGAAUUGUUGUUGUUAUUUUAUUAAUUGGUUUUGCAAUAUUUUAUAGGCGUUAUCGUGCUGAAGCAGAAUUGGCUAAAAUGACUUGGAAAAUUAAAUGGGAAGAGUUGGAUGGAGAAGAUAUUGGGAAGGAUAAAAGAAAAAAGAGAUUAAAUGUUGUUGGUUGUAGUAGUGGAAAUAAUAGAGGAAAAUUAAAAUCUGAUUUGUUGGAACAAUCAGAAGUUUUAUUAUUACGUUCAAAUAGUAGAGUAUCUAUUGGAUCUGAUAAAAGAAGUUCUUCCUCUGGUGCAACACGUAAAAUUUCAGCAAUGCUUGACAGAAAAAUCAGUAUAUUUACUAGAAAGAAAUCUUCCCCAACAGACCAACAACAACAACAUAAACAAUCACAUUCCCAAUCAGCAGGUAACAAAACAACAACAUCAACAAUAACAAAUCCAGACCAACAACCACAACAACAAAUAUCAACAAAUCAUAUUAUUGAAAGAAAUGCUUUUUCUUCCCCAACAUUUUCUAUUGGAAAUAAUUCAAAUAAUAAUGAUAAAAAAAGAAAAAAGAAAUCAAAUCAGUGGAUUGAUGAAGGAGGGGAAGGAGGGGGAUUAGAAGAAUGUGGAAGAGAAGGUGGAAGAGAAGGAUUAGAAGAAGAAGAUUUGGAAUUAGGAAGUAAUUCUGGUGUUGGCAAAAAAUCUAUUGUUUCUUGCUCUACUAAUAAAAACAACAGAAAAUUCUCUUUUAGUGUUUACAGCAUUAAAAGUGGAGGUUCAGUAGAAACAAUUCAAUUACAAAAUAAUGCCCAAAUAUUUACAAAAACAGCAAUGUAUAAAGGCACAAUGGUUGCUAUUAAAAUGCUUAAUUUGGAUCCAAAAAAAUAUCCAAAAUUAGAAUUACCUCGUUCUUUAUUAAUUCAAUUAAAAGAAAUGAAAGAUUUGCAACAUGACCAUUUAACAAGAUUUUGUGGUGCUUGUGUUGAUGCUCCUAAUUAUUGUAUAGUUACAGAAUAUUGCCCUAAAGGGUCUUUGGAAGAUAUUUUGGAAAAUGAAAAGAUUAAACUUGAUAAAAUGAUGAAAUAUUCAUUAUUACACGACUUAGUGAAAGGAAUGCAUUAUUUACAUGGAAGCCUUAUUAGAACUCAUGGAAGAUUAAAAACCUCAAAUUGUGUAGUAGACAGUAGAUUUGUACUUAAAGUAACAGAUUUUGGUUUGGCUGAAUUACACGCAAUGGAAGAUAUUAAAGAAGAUGAAUUAGAAUCACAUGCUUAUUAUAGAAAAAAACUUUGGACAGCCCCAGAAUUAUUAAGAGAUCCAAAUUCCCCCGUCCAAGGAACACAAAAAGGAGAUGUCUAUAGUUUUGCUCUUAUUUUACAUGAAAUGUUAUUUAGAAAAGGGGCUUUUUAUUUGGGUGAGGAUGAAUGUGUUAGCCCUAAAGAAAUUCUUUCCAAACUUGUCCAGCCAUUAGACCCUCACAGCGAUAUUGAACUUUUUAGGCCAUUAAUUCCCCAAGACUGCCAACCUGUUGAUGACACCCCAGAAACAGUUAAAAAAUUAAUUGAAUUAAUGAUGGCUUGUUGGAGUGAAAGUCCUAGUGGAAGGCCUGAUUUUUCAACAAUUAGAAAAGUUGUUCAUACACUUAAUAAAGAAAACGAAACUUCUAAUCUUGUUGAUAAUUUACUUAAACGUAUGGAGCAAUAUGCCACAAACUUGGAAGGUCUUGUUGAAGAACGAACACAGGAAUAUUUGGGGGAAAAGAAAAAAGUUGAAGAACUUUUACAUCAAUUAUUACCUCCCAGCAUUGCUGAUCAAUUAAUUGGUGGUAAUCCAGUCCAAGCAGAAGCUUAUGACAGUGUAACAAUUUAUUUUUCUGAUAUUGUUGGAUUUACUGCCCUUUCUGCUUUAUCUACCCCUAUGCAAGUUGUUGCCCUUUUAAAUGAUCUCUACUUAGCUUUUGAUAGUGUUGUUGAUAACUUUAAAGUUUACAAAGUUGAAACUAUUGGGGAUGCUUAUAUGGUUGUUUCCGGUUUGCCUGAAAGGAGAGAUGAUCAUGCUUCCCAAAUUGCACAAGCAAUAAAAUUAUUAACUUACAAAUUAUUUUCCCCCUCUUUUUUAGGUUCUGUUGUAGCUGGAGUUGUUGGAUCUAAAAUGCCUAGGUAUUGUCUGUUUGGGGAUACAGUAAAUACUUCAAGUAGAAUGGAAAGCAAUGGAUUACCUCUUCGUAUUCACGUUUCUUCUGAUACAAGAGAAAUUCUGGUUAAAGAUUCAGAUUUUCAAUUAGAAUUACGUGGUGAAGUAGAAAUGAAAGGAAAAGGCAAACAAACCACUUAUUGGCUAAAGGGCUACAAAGACACUCAUGUUCCUUACUUUGGGCCAGAAUACUUAUAA
Meloidogyne enterolobii is the source of this 3981-nucleotide messenger RNA. NCBI's taxonomy places the organism in Eukaryota, Metazoa, Nematoda, Chromadorea, Rhabditida, Meloidogynidae. The record is from the annotation of a GenBank genome assembly.